CCUUACUCUCGUAUCCCACACUACGUUCAAUUGACAGCGAGCUGUGACCGAACCACGAGCGUCGAGCAGAUUUAACUUAUUCAUCCCCAUUCUGAGCUCAAGAAACCAGAUAAUCCACGCCAUAAUGAUCUGCCAACGGUGCCGAACCGGCAUUGUCUCCCGGCUACAGCAGCAGCACACCAUCACGCUGUCUGCCUCAUCGUACGCGCGCCAGCUUCCGAUCCAGCGCAGCCAGUUCCGCAACUACAGCGAUGGAAAGCCUACAGUAUCAGCCACACCGCCGCCGCCUACUCCCCGACAGCCUCUUGUGGGCGAUAUCACGGUCCCGUCCGCAGUGUCCUCCGCGACCCCUGGUGUGUCGCAACCAUUGAGCACCCCAGAAGGUGUUCAUGUUGAUGUCAACCCUGGAAAGCCCACAAAGACAGCCACCGAACGCGCUCCGAGCAAGCUCACCGCCGGUACAAAGAUGAACGGGCUCAACUACUUCAAGAACAAGCCUGAGGUCCUCGCCCUGGAGGACUCGGAGUAUCCAGAGUGGUUGUGGUCAUUGUUGGACGAUACCAAGGGCAAGACUGAGAGGGGCGGAGUUGAUCCGAACACCCUGAACAAGAAGCAACGCAAGCGUUACGACAAGAAGAUGGCCGCUCGUGCUGCUACCCUCCCUCCCAUGAUCCCGGUUCAUCAUCACGCUACCGACAUCACACCUGCCUCGUACAACCGCACCGAGGCAGCGCCCGAAGACCCCCUCCAGGCUGCCUCCGAAAGUAUCGAGAAGCGCACCGAGAUCACGAGAAGUGCCAGAAAGGAGCGGAGGAAGGCCAUCCGCGAGGACAACUUCCUGCGCGGUCUCUAGAUUAUUUUCCUGGUCUUCUGCGAUCCGCCUUCUUGGGGGGCGUUCUCGCUGGGUGGUGUCUCGACAAGCUGGCAAUGUACAAUGGUGUUGGCUGACCUAGUGUAGAAAUUCCUUGGGAUAUGUUCAAUGUAUUUUAUGCGACUUGUACUCAUAUUAUUUCAUCAGAUGAGGCGCUGAAUGGGCUCUUUUAUCUUUCAUCUGACCAUAUGUUUCUGGCUACAUUGGAACUUCUUUCUUGAACAAGUGGUUUAUGGGAUACGCUGGGAUAGCCAAGGGUUGACUUCGGUUUUGAUGUAGUGGUCUUUUAUUGGAAGGACUACUCCCAAUGUUUGUGUCUGCAAUAUGCCUUGAUGCGCGAACCUGCGAUUGUGUUUUCCACCCGACCGUGAGCCCAUAGGGACGGGUGUUGCCAUUUUCAGUCGCAGUUGUUCCUAGGAUACGAUCGAGGACUGGGCUGGAAGCUCUAACAAACAAAGAGCUUUGGCUAUCCGAAGAAC
Aspergillus heteromorphus CBS 117.55 is the source of this 1350-nucleotide messenger RNA. Its product is annotated as mitochondrial 54S ribosomal protein mL54. The coding region runs from base 125 to 853 and encodes 242 amino acids. Lineage: Eukaryota; Fungi; Ascomycota; Eurotiomycetes; Eurotiales; Aspergillaceae. The transcript has 2 exons. Gene Ontology annotation, molecular function: structural constituent of ribosome. Gene Ontology annotation, cellular component: mitochondrial large ribosomal subunit. The record is from RefSeq and is a predicted model, not a curated record.